Molecule: messenger RNA, 2231 nt
Organism: Thunnus maccoyii (southern bluefin tuna)
Lineage: Eukaryota; Metazoa; Chordata; Actinopteri; Scombriformes; Scombridae
Gene: slc7a8b
Product: solute carrier family 7 member 8b
Exons: 12
Coding region: 208-1782 (524 amino acids)
Biological process (GO): neutral amino acid transport; amino acid transmembrane transport
Cellular component (GO): membrane
Molecular function (GO): L-amino acid transmembrane transporter activity; neutral L-amino acid transmembrane transporter activity
Source: RefSeq, a predicted model, not a curated record
AGGCAGUCAGCUGGAAGUCUUUUGUUAUCCCGCUCACCACAGCCAGCCGAAAGUCAUGCAGCCCAACAUGAAGUCCGUCACAUAACGGGGAGCUUUCAGGCUUUUUUUUUUCAAGUCACAUCAGCUGAAAAGGUAAAGAGGCGCAGCUCCCUUCACCUGAACCACAAAAGACGGGGGGAGGGCACUCUGGACUAGCAGGGCCUCAAGAUGUCCGAGGGUCCGAGGAGGCGGAGCGGCAGCAGCGGGGCCAGUCAGCCGGAGCCCGCAGACUCCCAGUCGGGUGUAGGGGAAGAUGCAGGAGGAAGCUCAGAUGUGGCUCUAAAAAAACAAAUCGGACUUGUCAGCGCCUGUGGUAUUAUAAUUGGUAACAUCAUUGGAUCCGGGAUUUUUGUGAGUCCUAAGGGCGUGCUGGAGAAUGCUAGCUCAGUGGGUGUAGCCAUGAUUGUGUGGGUCACCACGGGAGCGAUCACAGCCAUUGGUGCUCUCUGCUAUGCAGAGUUGGGCGUGACCAUCCCCAAGUCGGGGGGAGACUACUCCUAUGUCAAGGACAUCUUUGGAGGACUGGCUGGUUUCCUUCGUCUGUGGAUUGCGGUGUUGGUCAUGUACCCCACAAACCAGGCUGUGAUCGCUCUCACCUUUGCAAACUACGUCCUGCAGCCCCUCUUUCCCUCCUGCCUCCCACCAGAGACUGGCCUCCGCCUGCUGGCUGCUGUCUGCCUGUUGCUGUUGACCUGGGUGAACUGCCACAGUGUGCGCUGGGCCACGUGUGUCCAAGAUGUCUUCACUGCUGGCAAGCUUUUGGCCUUGGGCCUCAUCAUAAUCAUAGGUGUCGUCCAGAUAUGCAAAGGUCAUUAUUACUGGUUAGAGCCAGCGCAUGCCUUCGAGACCUUCCGUGACUAUGAUGUUGGUCUCAUAGCUCUGUCCUUCCUACAAGGCUCCUUUGCUUAUGGAGGCUGGAAUUUCCUAAACUACGUCACAGAAGAGUUGGUCGACCCUUACAGGAAUCUGCCACGUGCAAUCUUCAUCUCCAUCCCCGUGGUCACCUUCGUUUACGUGUCUGCCAACGUGGCCUACGUCACAGCCAUGAGCCCCCAAGAGCUGCUGGCUUCCAAUGCUGUGGCAGUGACAUUUGGAGAGAAAUUGCUAGGAGUAAUGUCAUGGAUCAUGCCCAUCUCUGUGGCGCUCUCCACCUUCGGGGGGGUCAAUGGCUCCCUCUUCACAUCGUCGCGGCUGUUUUUUGCCGGAGCGAGGGAAGGUCAUCUUCCACGUCUGCUGGCCAUGAUCCACGUCUCACGCUGCACUCCCAUCCCAGCCUUGCUGUUCACUUUGAUCUCCACGCUAAUGAUGUUGUGCACCAGUGACAUUUACACUCUUAUAAACUACGUGGGUUUCAUCAACUACCUCUUCUAUGGUGUGACUGUUGCCGGGCAGAUUGUCCUGCGCUUCAAACAGCCUGACAUGUAUCGACCCAUCAAGGUGAGCCUGGUAUGGCCAGUGAUCUACCUGCUGUUCUGGGCCUUCCUGCUGGUCUUUUCCCUCUACUCUGAGCCCAUCGUCUGUGGCAUUGGUCUGGCCAUCAUGAUGACUGGUGUCCCCAUAUAUUUCCUGGGAGUCUACUGGGAAAACAAGCCACAGUGUUUUGAUAAUUCUAUGGGUAAAAUGACUCAUCUGUGCCAAAAGCUCUGUUUGGUGGUCUACCCAGCCAUGGAGGAGAGCCCAGAGCCCAACGGACUUCAAAAUAAAGAUAAAGGAGACGGAACAACCUCACAAACAACUGAUUGAACAUGUGCACGCACAAAAACACAGACAAUGUCUCGCACUCAGAUGUCGUUUGGGGAGGAAAAAAGUCUAGUUUAGACUCCCAGAAAGAUGAAGAUACACUGAAAUUGUUCCAUUAUUAACACUUGAGGAAUAUAUUCUACACUGCACUGGACUUGCUCUGCUUUUUACUGGCCUUAAUCUUGAACACUAGUUUCACUGUAUGAUUGGGCAACACGUCUUUGAGAUAAAAUAUCACUCGUUCUGAACAGAAAUUAUGACUCAGUCAUUUUUUCUGUCUUCACAUUAGAAUUUUAAAUUUGUUUGUCUUGUACAGUGUGUUUUGGGGUUUGUGAGUCUGGAAAGUAUUUUAAUUUUCAUGUUAUAUGUGUUGUUCAAGCUCUAUGUAUUGUUUGUACUGUCACCUCACUUAAAUGAAAAUUUACAGAUGGCUUAAUGAUUCAUUUAAUUCA